AUGAUGAGCUUAGGGAUUUUAGUGCCAGAAAGUCCACUUCUACGUUGUAAUUCAGGAUGUUUCGAAGAGAACUGCGAGAAGGCACUCAACAAUUUACGUCAACGUUUUGACGGAUUUGAAACAAGAAGCAAAGCUAUGGCUUUGUAUAGUAUAUUGGAAAGUAAUGUAUCUUCUGCAUGGGGUCCAGGCACACUUCUCUCAAACAUGACGCUCACGUUUAGGUGGGAAGCUCAGGAAGGAGAUUACCUCUCAACCCCGUCGCCAUCUGCUACAGCAGUAUUCCACUUUUCACCGGGAUGGAAAGAUAAACGUGUUUCUUUACCAGAGAACUCAGAGGAGCUCGAGUAUCUCCUACUCAUGGCUUGUGUAUUGGAUUCUGGAGCAAAAAUGGUUUGGCCAUCCGGUGAUGAAAGCUCUCAAAACACCAUCUUUGAAGAGGUACGGGAGCUCAUAACUAAGUAUAGAGUUCAGAACAACGAAACUAAGCGCACAGUUCACGGAAUGAGACAUGUAGACUUCACCGAACUUUUGUGGGAUAUUCUCAAAAAAUGCCCGAAUCUUGAGACAUUAGUCGCUGGGUUAAAUAUUGUUUUUGACGCUUUGAAGCAGUGCCGGAUUAACGCCAUAGUAGGUUGUUUCACACCUUCUUUAUAAUA
Strongylus vulgaris is the source of this 656-nucleotide messenger RNA. The record is from the annotation of a GenBank genome assembly. Lineage: Eukaryota; Metazoa; Nematoda; Chromadorea; Rhabditida; Strongylidae.